This is a messenger RNA of Dryobates pubescens (Downy woodpecker), 4311 nucleotides long. RefSeq names its product family with sequence similarity 131 member B (gene FAM131B). NCBI's taxonomy places the organism in Eukaryota, Metazoa, Chordata, Aves, Piciformes, Picidae. The coding region runs from base 81 to 1244 and encodes 387 amino acids. The record is from RefSeq and is a predicted model, not a curated record. The transcript is spliced from 7 exons.
CCACAUCCCCCGCUCCCGUUCUUCCUCCGCCUCCUCGCUGUUGAGGCUGUGCCGCCUCUCCCCGGAGCUCUGCCGGAGUGAUGGGCUGCAUCGGAUCCCGCACUGUGGGAAAUGAGGUGAUUGCUGUGGACUGGAAGGGUCUGAAAGAUGUGGACCAAAUCAACAUGGACAGCACUAGUUCACUGCAUGGCAGCAGCUUCCAUCGACCUUCUACUGAGCAAACACGGACAGACUUCUCCUGGGAUGGUAUCAAUCUCUCCAUGGAAGAUACGACCUCCAUCCUUCCCAAGCUGAAACGCAACUCCAAUGCUUAUGGGAUUGGGGCUUUGGCUAAAUCAUCUUUCUCUGGCCCCUUAGGGAUAUCUCGCAGCAUGAAGGACCACGUCACAAAGCCGACGGCCAUGGGGCAGGGCCGCGUGGCUCACAUGAUCGAGUGGCAGGGCUGGGGCAAAGGCAGCAGCCAGCAGCAGCAGCACACCCACGAGGCCGCGCGCAAGGACGCCGACGCCUACUCCGACCUGAGCGAUGGCGAGAAGGAGGCACGCUUCCUGGCAGGAGUGAUGGAGCAGUUUGCUAUUUCUGAGGCAACUCUGAUGGCCUGGUCCUCCAUGGAUGGUGAAGAUGUGAGUGUAAACUCAAAUCAGGAGAACCCAGUAGGCAACUACUCUGAGAACUAUCAGGAGCUAAUGGAAAGCCAAGAGCAUAUGGCCCAGACGCAGUACGAUAGCUGGCCUCACUCCUACGUCUCGCAGGGCAUGUAUUGCUUAGGUUCAUCUGAUGCCUGGGAGACCAGUGACCAGUCCCUCAUUGCUUCCCCAGCAACUGGCUCAUACUUAGGCCAGAAUUUUGAUGAGUCCCAGACAAACCUUCAGGAAAGCAUUUUGAUUCAGAGCAGCCUUCUCCAGCAGCAGCAGCUGCAGCAACAGCGACAGGAGCAGAACUUCAUCCAGAGCACAGGCCUCGUCCACGUGUGGCCCCUCCAGACUGCUCAGGGUGGCUGUGGGGCCGAGUCCAGCACGUACAUGGAGGACCACAUUGAGGAUGAAGGGAACCCACGGCUGGAGAAGGCUCCUCUGCUAAACAAGAAGCCCUCUCCCGAGGAGGACGAUGCACUGUGCCGGGACCUGGAAUCGCUGUCUCCUCGAGAGGAGGUGGAACACGCUGCACUGAGCCGCAAAGUCUCAGAUGUCACCUCCUCCGGGGUGCAGUCGUUCGAUGAGGAAGAGGGAGAAACAAACAACUGAUGCUUUCUGUGAAGUUCUCAUCCAUGUUGAACCGAGAGAGGGGUGGCAAGGAGUAAAGUGACAGGAAUUCUUCUCUUCAGCUCCCCAUACCUGUGAGCAGACACACCUUCCAUUCCGGACCUGUAAUUAGUUUUUUUUUAAACCAAGAGGAAAAUCUCAAAGUAAUUGACACGUGAAGACCUCUUCUUCCUCUCCACCAUGGACAGAUGUUCUUGAUUUUUGUUGCUCUGGGCAAUACAUGUGUGAGGUGCUUUGAGAGAUCUGGAUUGGUAAAUAAUUUCUAAAUCUUUUUAAUACAAAGUCUUGGCUGUGGCUACAGCAUCUGCUGGUACUGGGAGCAUAGCUGAUAAGACAGGCCUGGUACAGGGAGCAGCUCUGUGACCAGAAUCCAUGCUGGCAAGAAUGGACAUGGCUCUGUGGACAUGGCCCCUGUGGUAGAAUAUCUGAAUAUAAACUGGUUUAAAAUGAAGAGAUGGCUUUGCAAGUAUAGAUUGCACUAGUGUUGUGAUUGUGGCUGGUACAGAGGGUGUGAGGCUGUAUUUGAUACAGACUGCACUCAGAUGAGAGGUUUGCUGUGUAAGCACAUCCUCAGCAGCACCUUGCUAUGAAACUGUAGUGUCUAUGGAUACAAAUGGCACUCUGCUGGCACAGGCUGUGCUGCAGCACAGCUGGUGUGGCUCUGUGGGCAGGGCUCUCAUAGGGCAUGGAAGAAUGGCCGCAGAUAAGAAUCUAAGCCUGCUCUCAGACAGUAUGUUUUGGUUUCUUUCUAAUCUUUCAUUUGUUUGUUUUUCUCUUUGACAUUUCUGCCUUCCCAGGAGCUGGCAAGAGCAGGGCGUUCUUUUGGCACUGGGCACCAGGUGCCAGUGGAAAGAACAUUUUCAGCUACGGGGACAGUCAUAACAAGCUGGCUCUUGCAAGGGGCUUGGUGCUGCUGCUGUGUCCUUCUAUCUUGCCCCUUGCUAGCAGUAUGAGAAGGCCCUGAGAGCAGGCAGCAGAUCCAGCAACAGUGUUUACAGCUAUGAGAUCAGAGAUAUGCAGUUUACAUUGGAGUUUUCAGUUUGGGCUUUUUUUUUAACCUUUUUCUAUUGCUGGGUUCCUAAGGAAGCAGUCAGUAGUGGGAAAGGCCUGUACUCUGCCCAUGACUCACACACUGCACCCUUCCCAUUUCUGCUGCUCCUCCUGCAGUGCCAAAUGUUGCCAGAGGAAAAGGAGUGAAAGGAAGUGUUCUCCUAUUUAUUUCUUCUGCCUGCCUAUGUUUUCUUCUUUUGUUUCCCUACCCCCAAGCAAUGUAAAUAAUGCACAGCACUUGGUCUGUUUGUUCUUCCCUCCCAUCUCUUUUUUAGGAGUGGAGAAAGCUGAUUUCAGGAGCUUUCCAGGUUUUACGGGUUCUUCUGUUGUGUUAACAAAAUAUGGCUCCUUGACUAGGGGGAAUUCAGUCUCUUCCAAUUCCACACCAUGUUUUUACACUCCUCCCUUUGGCAGAGGGGAGAACGGGUUUUUCCCAGGCUCUCACCAGAAAAUAAAUGGGGACAAGAACAAAAGAGAAAAUUGUACAAGGCUGUUGGUUUUGCUGGAGGACUGAACAGAACCAGCAGGGAGAACCCAAGUGGUGAGUUUGAACUGUGGCAUUUCUUGCAAGGGAGCCUCAGCAAAGCAGGGGUUUAGAUCAGAUGCUGCAUCUGAUGACCUAGAGAGUGGAAUUUGCCUGGACACUCUGUACUGUCUCAGGGGCAACUCUUUCUUACCCUGGCUCAGAUCUACUCUCUUUCAUUCGUGAUGUAUUUAUCUCUUCCUUGCCUCCUCUUCAGGCUCAGUGUAGUUUAGGAUGACAGGCGAGUCCUACGUGCUCCUUUCCUGAUUCAGGUUUAAUCCUAGUAUGUUUGCAGGGAACAAUGUCUGAGGAGAGCAAAAUGUGGCUGUAGUGGUAUCACCAAGUGUCAGAGUUCAGGCAGCUCCUGGCAAGCAAGGCAGAUGCUGUCCAGGAAUUAUGAAACACAUGAAUGGGACUCUCAGGUAGAACUUUACUUGGCUGGCAGCUGCAUGAAGAGUCUCCUCUAUGGAUGUCCAGGUCUUUCCAGCUCAGGCCACUUCAGGUGGAUCUGUCUUCCCUCUCCAUUGAACCUCUAAAGGAAAGACCUAUUGGGUGUUUAAGUAAGCCUGAUAAUUUGGUGUAGGUGAGAGCUGAAAGUUUGUGUGCCCACCAUUUUUUACCCAUUUGUUGGCCUUGCUUACAUCUCUCCAGGGAGGGAACUCUUUUCCUGAGCGAUGACCUUUCAAUAGCUCUUUAAAGAUGUUUACACGGUCAGGUGCUAACCCCACCUGGGCAGGAGGGUUUGAUAAAGAUGAUCUUCUAGAGUUCUUGCAGGGCCAGUACUAGCUUAAUGUCCUGAACUCUUUUGGGUCUAGCCAUGGGGCAGGACCUAGGAAAUCACAGUAGCCAGAACAGGGCAACCUGAGCAGAUGACAGAUGGGCAAGUGUUCAUCUUUCCUUGCUGCUUUUUAAGAAAGCCUUCAGGGAAACAAAAGUGGUCAGGUCUGGUCCUUUGUGGGGGAAGAUCUGCUUGGCCUGUUGCUUUCUUUUCUCUGAACCAUUUUGUUCCCAUGUGCCUCUCCAGGACCAAUCUGGAUGUUGAUGGCAGCUUUCAGAGUAGCUUCUAAGGAUCCCUCUGUGUUGCUUUCAGGACUGGAACAGGUUGGUCAGCUUGCCCAGGGCUCCUCUCUGUUUUAAUGUGCACGUGGUGUAUUUACUAAGCUGUCUGAUGGAUGUUGAAAGGAGGUACAAGGCAGUGACAGGGUAUUAUCUACAUGGGGAACCCCCCCAGUUCUAUAGAGUUCAAUAGGAAGAGCAGACCUAUCUGCAGGGUUUGUAAUCUCUCUGCAAUGGGAUAGAGAACUACACCCUGCUGUAUAAUUCCACAGCUUGAUCUCUAGAAACCUGUAAAUAGACUCUUGUUCUCUGUGAAUUCAGGCUGGUUUGAAUACUGCUCUCUGCAAAAAUUGUCAAGCUUACUAAAUGCAAUUAUUAUUUUUUUCCAUUCACUUUCUGUGAAUAAUAAAAUUUCAGCCU